AUGUACAGGACACCUCCCAUGUACAGGACACCUCCCAUGUACAGGACACCACCAUGUACAGGACACCUCCAUGUACAGAACACCACCAUGUACAGGACACCUCCAUGUACUGGACACCUCCAUGUACAGGACACCACCAUGUACAGGACACCACCAUGUACAGGACACCUCCAUGUACAGGACACCUCCAUGUACAGGACAAUCCCCUGUACAGGACACCUCCAUGUACUGGACACCUCCAUGUACAGGACACCUCCAUGUACAGGACUCCACCAUGUACAGGACACUCCCCUGUACAGGACACUCCCCUGUACAGGACACCUCCAUGUACAGGACACCUCCAUGUACAGGACACCUCCACCUAAAGGACACCACCUUGUACAGGACACCUCCAUGUACUGGACACCUCCAUGUACAGGACACCUCCAUGUACAGGACACUCCCCUGUACAGGACACCACCAUGUACAGGACACCUCCAUGUACUGGACACCUCCAUGUACAGGACACCUCCAUGUACAGGACACUCCCCUGUACAGGACACCUCCAUGUACAGGACACCUCCAUGUACAGGACAAUCCCCUGUACUGGACACCUCCAUGUACAGGACACCUCCAUGUACUGGACACCUCCAUGUACAGGACACCUCCAUGUACAGGACACCACCAUGUACAGGACACCACCAUGUACAGGACACUCCCCUGUACAGGACACCACCAUGUACAGGACACUCCCCUGUACAGGACACCUCCAUGUACAGGACACCUCCAUGUACAGGACACCUCCAUGUACAGGACACCACCUUGUACAGGACACCUCCAUGUACUGGACACCUCCAUGUACAGGACACCUCCAUGUACAGGACACUCCCCUGUACAGGACACCUCCAUGUACAGGACACCACCAUGUACAGGACACCUCCAUGUACAGGACACCACCAUGUACAGGACACCACCAUGUACAGGACACAACCAUGUACAGGACACCUCCAUGUACAGGACAAUCCCCUGUACAGGACACCUCCAUGUACAGGACACCUCCAUGUACAGGACACCACCAUGUACAGGACACCACCAUGUACAGGACACUCCCCUGUACAGGACACCACCAUGUACAGGAGACUCCCCUGUACAGGACACAACCAUGUACAGGACACCUCCAUGUACUGGACACCUCCAUGUACAGGACACCUCCAUGUACAGGACACUCCCCUGGACAGGACACCUCCAUGUACAGGACACCACCAUGUACAUGACACCACCAUGUACAGGACACCUCCAUGUACAGGACAAUCCCCUGUACAGGACACCUCCAUGUACAGGACACCACCAUGUACAUGA
This is a messenger RNA of Haliotis rufescens (red abalone), 1338 nucleotides long. RefSeq names its product extensin-1-like. The transcript has a single exon. The record is from RefSeq and is a predicted model, not a curated record. The coding region runs from base 1 to 1338 and encodes 445 amino acids. Lineage: Eukaryota; Metazoa; Mollusca; Gastropoda; Lepetellida; Haliotidae.